UCAUUUGUCUCCACAUAAUUUCACACCAAUCUAUCAAUCCAUCUCAUCUAUCUUUUCCUCUUCCCCCCCCAACCCAACUCAAACUUUUCAACUGUGCAACAAUGACACCUGAAUUCUUGCUCUUUCUAACAUUCCCUUUUGUCAUCUUUCUAAGCUUUUCUGAAUCUGUUGUGCCACCCCAAGAAGUGCAAGCUGUUGGAAGGAUUCUUGCUGCUAUGAAUGCAACUAGUUGGAGGUUUAAUGGUGACACUUGCAUUCUUGAUACUAUUACUGAAGUAACAAGGAUAUCCCAGGAAGCUAAUGCUAGUAUCGGAUGCGACUGCAACAUUGGAAAUGAUACAGAUUGUCAUGUCGUAAGGAUCACACACAAGUUUUAUAGUCUUGACGGGGUACUCUCACCCGAAAUAGCAAAGCUUCCUUAUCUCCAGUCCAUUGAUUUUGCUUAUAAUUAUCUAAGAGGUUCAAUACCGCCUGAAUGGGGUUCAACACAGUUACAUGACAUCUCUCUUCUUGGAAACCGAAUUACUGGAGAAAUUCCAGGAGAACUCGGCAAUAUCACCACUCUCACAAAACUGGAUCUUGAAGCAAACCAGCUUUCAGGAACUGUUCCCCCUGAAUUUGGAAGAUUAAUAAACUUGAACUCUUUGAUGCUGUCUUCAAACCGGUUGACAGGGAGGCUGCCAACGACCCUUGGUCAACUAGGAAAUCUAACAAAUUUUAGGAUAAACGAAAAUAACUUCAGCGGGUCGAUACCUGAUUUUAUACAGAAUUGGAGGCAACUUACUAGAUUAGAGAUCGUGGCUAGUGGACUCACGGGACCUAUUCCUUCCAACAUAUCGCUUCUUGAGAACCUACUCGAUCUGAGAAUCAGUGACAUAACUGGACCGACUCAAGGGUUUCCUCAGCUCGCUAAAGCCAGUGGAUUGAUAAGAUUGAUACUGAGAAAUUGCAACCUUUCUGGAGAAAUACCAGAUUAUAUUUGGCAAGUGAGACAACUUGAAAUGUUGGAUGCAAGUUUUAAUAGGCUAGUAGGCACAAUAACUGAAGAUAUCCUGGGGAGGAGCUUGCGAUUACUGUUUUUAACUGGUAACAUGCUAAGUGGUGAGAUACCGAGUACACUUUUGAUAAACGGAGCUAGUAUUGAUCUUUCCUACAACAAUUUUACAUGGCAAGGACCUAAUCAACCUACAUGCCGAGAGAACACGAAUACAUAUGUAAACUUGUUCAGAAGCUCUUCAACAGGAAACCCAAUACAGGAUGUGCUUCCGUGUACCAACAAUGUCAAGUGUCCUAGAUAUGCGUGUUCUAUGCAUGUUAACUGUGGUGGGGAUGAUAUGAUGAUUAGAGAAAGUAACGGGCAGUCGGUGCUUUAUGAAGGAGAUGCAAAUGUGGAUGGUGGUGCUGCCAGAUUGUAUGAAGCAGCCAAAAAAAAUUGGGGAAUUAGUAGCACUGGAGACUUCAUGGAUGACAACAUAUUUUCAAACACCCGAUAUGUAGAAUCUUUACUGGGAAGUACGAGCUUACCACCGCUGUAUGCAACUGCUCGGCUCUCACCACUUACACUCACUUACUUUGGAUAUUGCUUAGAAAAUGGUGAAUAUGCUGUUAAUCUGCACUUUGCAGAGAUUCAAUUCACUAAUGAUAGCACAUAUCGUAGCCUUGGACGGCGGGUCUUUGAUAUUUAUAUUCAGGGAAGACUGGUUAGAAGAGAUUUUAAUAUUGAAAACGAGGCUGGUGGGGUUGGAAGGCCGGUGGUCGUACUAUUUAAUGCUAGUGUGACUGAUAACAUCUUGGAGAUACGCUUUUAUUGGGCGGGUAAAGGGACGACCCGUUUUCCUAGAAGAGGAGUUUAUGGACCUCUUGUUUCAGCAAUUGAUGUUGACCCAUAUUUUAAGACUUGUUCAGUCGACGGAAAAAAGAAGAACAAAGGAGUUUAUAUAGGUGUUGGGAUUGGUGUUCCGCUUCUUUUGUUGAUCUUGGUCUUUUUGUGGUGGAAAAAAUGUUCAAAACGCAGUAAAACAAAGGACAAAGAUUUUGAAGGAAUGGAGCUGAACACACUUUCGUUUUCUUUAAAACAACUAAAGACUGCGACCAACAAUUUCAAUGCUUCGAACAAAAUAGGAGAAGGAGGUUUUGGGCCUGUUUACAAGGGUACAUUGGCCGAUGGCACAGUUGUAGCUGUGAAGCAGCUUUCUUCUCACUCGAAGCAGGGAAACCGUGAGUUCUUGAAUGAGAUUGGUGUGAUUUCUUGUUUACAACACCCAAAUCUUGUUAAACUUCAUGGAUGCUGCAUUGAAGGAGACCAGUUGUUGCUCGUCUAUGAGUAUUUGGAAAAUAAUAGCCUUGCAAAUGCUUUGUUUGAUUUGGGUAAAACUCGAUUAAUGCUGGAUUGGCCGACAAGGUUCAAGAUAUCUAUUGGGAUUGCUCGAGGUUUAGCUUUUUUACAUGAAGAAUCAAGGAUCAAGAUCGUUCACAGGGACAUCAAAGCCACAAAUGUGCUGCUUGAUAAAAAUCUCAACCCAAAAAUAUCAGAUUUUGGGUUGGCAAGGCUAAAUGAGGAUGAAUUGACUCACGUUAGCACCCGAGUUGCUGGAACAAUUGGAUACAUGGCACCUGAGUAUGCACUUUGGGGCUACUUGAGUGACAAGGCAGAUGUUUACAGCUAUGGAGUCGUGUUGCUAGAAAUUGUUAGUGGCAAGAACAACACCAGUUACAUUCCAACUAACGACUGCAUUUGUCUUCUAGACUGGGCUUGUCGACUGGAAACAAGUAAACAAUACCAAGAGCUUUUUGAUGAAAAACUGGAGUCUACAAUCAACAAAGAAGAAGCAGAAAUCGUGGUGAAAGUAGCCCUUUUGUGCACGAAUGGCUCACCGUCAAUGAGACCAACAAUGUCAGAAGUUGUAAAUAUGCUUGAAGGAAAAACGUAUGUGCCAGAAAUAAUACCGGAAGCAAGUGGUUACACCGAAGAUUUGAGAUUUAAAGCAAUGAGGGACUUUCGAGGUCAGAUGAAAAGUCAAACAGGCAGUCAUACGCAGACACAAAACAAAAUGCGUACAGAUACGAAUUAUUCAUUAACAUCGUCGGAUGAUGCGUUUGAGAUCCAGUCUGUCGAUACAAGAUCGUACUGACCUGUAAAAUGUUGUAAUCUGCUCAAUACUGGUAUUCUUUUGUGCUUUUGUGUAUUUUUAAUCUUUUCUGCUUAUAAUAUACCAUGUACAACAGUUAAGGAAAUUUUGUAUAUUAAAUGUAAGUAUAGAGAUGAAUAUAGACAAAGCCGACAAGUAAUUAUAUUUUGAAGAGUAAAUUACAAUAAUCAUCCCCGUGGUUUGUUCAAAA
Messenger RNA from Erigeron canadensis, 3339 nucleotides. Its product is annotated as probable LRR receptor-like serine/threonine-protein kinase RFK1. The record is from RefSeq and is a predicted model, not a curated record. The transcript has 24 exons. NCBI's taxonomy places the organism in Eukaryota, Viridiplantae, Streptophyta, Magnoliopsida, Asterales, Asteraceae. Gene Ontology annotation, biological process: protein phosphorylation. Gene Ontology annotation, molecular function: protein kinase activity; ATP binding; protein binding. The coding region runs from base 102 to 3131 and encodes 1009 amino acids.